Messenger RNA from Nerophis lumbriciformis (worm pipefish), 1875 nucleotides. Lineage: Eukaryota; Metazoa; Chordata; Actinopteri; Syngnathiformes; Syngnathidae. The record is from RefSeq and is a predicted model, not a curated record.
AUGGCAGCAGGUGUGGCGGCGUGGCUCCCGUUCGCCCGCGCGGCGGCCAUCGGGUGGAUGCCUGUGGCCAGCACCCCGAUGCCCGUCCCUCCGCAGGACAAGCGCAAAGCCCAGGACGGGCUGAUCAUCCUCAACGUGAGCGGCACCCGCUUCCAGACGUGGCGGACCACGCUCGAGCGCUACCCGGACACUCUGCUGGGCAGCAACGAGAAGGACUUUUUCUUCCACGAGGAGAGUAACGAGUACUUUUUCGACCGCGACCCGGAUAUCUUCCGGCACAUCUUGAAUUUCUACCGCACGGGAAAACUCCACUAUCCGCGCCAGGAGUGCAUCUCGGCCUAUGACGAGGAGCUGGCUUUUUUCGGGAUCAUCCCUGAGAUCAUCGGGGACUGCUGCUACGAGGAGUACAAGGACCGGCGGCGCGAGAACGCCGAGCGGCUGCAGGACGACGAGGAGAUGGACAGCAGCAACGACGUGACGCCGGUCAACAUGACGGCGCGGGAGUACCUGUGGCGCGCCUUCGAGAACCCGCACACCAGCACCCUGGCGCUGGUCUUCUACUACGUCACUGGCUUCUUCAUCGCCAUCUCGGUCAUGGCCAACGUGGUGGAGACGGUGCCGUGUGGGACGCUGCCCAACCGCGCCAAAGAGGUGUCGUGCGGGGAUCGUUACGCGCUGGCCUUCUUCUGCUUGGACACGGCUUGCGUCAUGAUCUUCACGGUCGAGUACCUAUUGCGCCUCAUCGCCGCCCCCAGUCGCUACAAGUUCAUGAAGAGCGUGAUGAGCGUCAUCGAUGUGGUGGCCAUCAUGCCAUACUACAUUGGCCUGGUCAUGACCGACAACGACCAGGUGAGCGGCGCCUUCGUCACGCUGCGCGUCUUCAGGGUCUUCCGGAUUUUCAAGUUCUCCCGGCACUCGGCGGGCCUGCGCAUUCUGGGCUACACGCUGAAGAGCUGCGCCUCCGAGCUGGGCUUCCUGCUCUUCUCGCUCACCAUGGCCAUCAUUAUCUUCGCCACCGUUAUGUUCUACGCCGAGAAGGGCUCCGCCGCCAGCAAGUUCACCAGCAUCCCCGCCGCCUUUUGGUACACCAUCGUCACCAUGACGACGCUCGGGUACGGCGACAUGGUGCCAAAAACAAUUGUGGGGAAGGUUUUCGGCUCCAUAUGCUCAUUGAGUGGGGUGUUGGUCAUCGCUUUGCCUGUGCCUGUCAUCGUGUCAAACUUCAGCCGCAUCUACCACCAAAGCCAGAGGGCGGAGAAGCGGCGAGCUCAGAGGAAAACUCGGCUCGCUAGAAUCCGUGCUGCGAAGAUUCGGGGCACUAAUGCCUAUAUGCGCUACAAACAAAAUGGGCUCCUGAUCGACUCACUGGAGGAGGCCUCCAAGGAGGCAGGACAAGCCCUGGUUGGGAAAUCUACCAGCCCUCCAUUCGAGAGCCAACACCAUCACCUUCUGCACUGCCUGGAGAAGACCACGAAUCAUGAGUUUGUGGACGAACAGACGUUCCAGGCUAACUGCAUGGAGAUUUCAGUGAUCAAAAAGUCAGGCUCCCGCUCCUCCUCGCUGUCGUCCUCGCCGCAUGGUCUGGGCUCGUGCUGCUCCCGGCGCCACAGGAAGAAGAACAGCUUCAGCCUGCCAAGCACAAACAACCAGGAGCUGAGCACCAUCCAAAUCCGAGAGAGGCCCAUGGCCAACAGCCGCUCCAGUCUGAAUGCCAAACUGGACGAGACCGUGCCCUUGAAAUGUGACGAGGCGUACGUCAGUCCCUGCAUGGUCAGCCUCGCCGCCCCAGUGGCGACCUCGCCCGAUGGCGACGGCUCGUCCGGCACUGCCUCGGUGUACUCUCAGAGCAACAUUGUGCGAGUGUCAGCCUUGUAG